Chara braunii is the source of this 3815-nucleotide messenger RNA. The record is from the annotation of a GenBank genome assembly. NCBI's taxonomy places the organism in Eukaryota, Viridiplantae, Streptophyta, Charophyceae, Charales, Characeae.
GAACACUUUUUUCGUGGCGAGGGGUAUAGAUGCCCCGUGGCGACUCUGGCGGUGUGACACGCGAUCUGGUCAAAGGAUAUGUCCAAGUGUCCUGCAGAUUUGGCUUCUGUCGUGCAGGCCUUGCAGAGUCUCCCUCUAGGUCAUCCCUCUUUUCAAUGGUCACCUCUUCAUUUUUUCGAGGACGUCGUUCCGCCGCCCCCUCGCAAGUGGCACCAUCUCUAUGUGCACCACUUGCUCCCCUCCCCCCUCGUCCGGCGGCAGUCUCACCUGCGCCGCUUCGUCAGACGAUUUCUGCAGUCGUUGAUGCCAGGCCAUAUGUGGCAGCGCAGCAUGAUGCGCAAGGCACCGUGCCUGUUUCGGGUGUCAGGGAACCUGUGCCGUUCGACGAGCAAGACACUCGUGCUUUCGUCGAGGGCGAUGGGUGGGGGAAGGGCUCUGGCAUAUCAUCCGGCCUCGCCCCGUUGUUCACUGGUAACAGGGACAAGGUCCCAAGAGUUCGACGCGCAGGCACAUGUCCGGCCGUGGCAGGAGCACCCACAACAGGACAUCAAUCCGCUGCGUAUCCAUGGUUGUCUCCCCCUCCUUCACAAACACGACGGCCUACACCAGACUUGACUUCGCCACCAGUUGGCGAGGCCGCUGCAACGGCCCCUGAGGGUGCGGUAAACGUCCCGCUCGACAAGCCCGUUCAGGUUUCGGAUUCGUCGACCACUCCUGUGCCCGUGAACGGCCCGACCUCGCAACACGGUGUUUUUGGGACAUUGGAUCCUUUACAAAAUCUGCGCAACAUUGCAGCUCCGAGUCCAAGCCCCACCGCAUCACCUGUGGUCGGGGGCGGGGUGUGGGAUUCGCUAGGAGUCCCCACCCCAAACCCCCCAACGUAUCACAUGAUCCGUACCACACUUCUGGAUGAGCUUGAUGUGGAAGUCCAAAAGUGUGUGAAACYUGUCCUCGCUACUGCAGCUACCUACGAUUGCACGAUUAUGACAGACGGUUGGACUAACAUUCGGGGCCAAACGUUGUGCAACUAUCUCGUCGGCACUACACGGGGCGCCACAUACGUCGCGACAGAUGUUAUGCGAGGAAAGAAGGAUGCCACUGCUCUGGCGCAGGCUUGGCUGCGAAGGUUGAAGUCCCUUGAUAUCAAGCUCGCUGACAUCACUGCUUUCGUCACAGACUCUGCCAGUUCGAACGUUUCUGCGAUGGARGUGUUCCAGAAGGAUGAGAGUGUCAAGCACAUCUUCUGGAUUCCUUGUGUGGCACACGUCAUGGACCUCAUCCUUGAGGACAUCGGCGRCAUUGACUGGGUGGCGACCCGCAUUGCUCRGGCGCGUUUSGUCACAAAGUUUUUCAAGCGUCAUAGCCACGCUCGCGAAGUUUUGCAAGCUUUCACGACGAAGGCUCUGCUGCUUCCCAUAGAGACUCGCUUCGGUACGCAUGUGAUUAUGAUGGGACGACUUCUUCCGCCGCAAUCACAUCUUAUGCAGGUGGUCGUUGAUGAUCGAUGGAAGGACAUUGUUUGGUCAACGAAUAAGAUUCGAGACGACGCCGCGGAGGUCACAGCAUGUGUUGGUUGUCCGCAAUGGUUGGAGGAUAUGAGAGCGCUGUGCAAGUUGUUGGAUCCCAUCAUGGACAUGUUGCAGAUGGUGGACAGCGACACGAGGCAGAUUGACAAGAUUUUGCAUCGGUACAACGAGAUGAUCGUGCGUUGUUUGUCUGCACGUGCCACUUUGGAGAAGGACGAGCAAGACGCGCUGCUUGAAGUGUUUGACAGACGUCGUACCAUGUUCAAGUCGCCUGCUCAUGUUGCUGCCAUAAUGUUUGACCCCGAGUUUCGAGACCGCACGAUGCCAGACAACGAGGAGAUGCAGCACGGUUUGAAACUCGCUCUGAUUCAGUUUGGGUACCCGGAACAUUCGGAUCAGCACAACGAGGUCCUCACUGCCAUUGACAAGUUUCAUUCUAGGGAGCCGUCGUUCGACGACGUGGCCAUGGACCGGGCCGCGAGGAGCUAUACCCAUCCAGCAUGUUUCUGGGAGUCGAAGGAGAAGAGGUUCCCGCACACGGCCUUCUUCGCUGGCAGGAUACUGCGUGUGUGGGCGACUGCGUCGCCUUGCGGGAGAGCUUGGUCCUGUUGGAGUCUCAUCCACUACAAAUCUCUUAACAAAUUGGAGGUGGCGCGGGCUGAGAAGCUCGUGCGAUGCCAUUGGAACCUUCGGCUCCUCGACAGGCAGGCUAUGUCGGACGAUGCUCCCAAUGACAGGCCACAUCCGUAUGGGAGCUGGGUGCACUACUGGCAGCAAGUGGAGGAGGAGGUGCCCACCGACCAGCAGCUUAUGGAAGACCGAGGAGCCCGUGUGACGGUCACGAAGGAGUUGACGCAGGCGAGAGAGAGGAUGCGCGCCGUGUCCCGCAUGGGAGCCACUCGUCGCUUGCGGCAGUCUGGUAGGAGGAGGUGUAGUGGCGGCGGUCGCGGAGGUGGUCGUCGGGGCGGUCGUGGGCGAGACGGGUGUGGAGGUCCAGGCGGGAGGCAUAGUGUCGCGAGUCGUGGAAGGGCAGUGGGCGAGCUAGUACGCAAGCCUCGACAGCGAUGGGAUGAGGGAGACUUUUUGCACGAGAGCUCGUCCAACGAUGACGAGGAUUUCUUCAGGACUGGCAGGCCUGCACAGGAUGGCGACAACGAUUUCGACGACCGUCACCCGGACGUGGACGACGACGAUGGCGCCAGUGGCGAUGAUCACGGUGACGGAGGAGAUAGGCCACGACCUGCACAAGGUGACAUGAUGCACGACGACGGGGCAGGGGGCGAGCACCGCACAACAGUAGAUGACGCUCGAGAUGGAGUGGAUGAUGAUGGUUCACGACCUGUCCUGGGCGGUGACCUGAGGCGCUUGAAACGCGGACCAAGGGAAAAAGACACUAUCGCUUCACGUGUGCGCAAACGUCAUGGUGGGGUUGCUAACAUUCCACUAGCACGAGUCCCCGCAACUGAGCAGAUUUUAGUUUUUGAGGACUCUUUCAGCGAUCACGACGGCGAGGAGCGGAUCGAGCUGCAUGGCGGGAGCGGUCAUCCACGAGGUGACACUUCGAGUAUGCAUGCAACAGCUCCGAUGGGGCCUUCCACAACAGUCCCAGAAUCGCAGCAAGGUCCAGCACCGUUGAUGCAUCAUCCCGAGGUUCAGGGAGAGAUCGGUCCUCUCCGGGCAGUGCGGGACGAGGGUUCUGUAAGUGCACUGCAUCCACUCACGUCUGCCGGAGCGGCAGUCUCAGUUGCAGCGACCUCGGAUGUGGGACAGCCACUGGCAGCGGCGGAGCAAGAAAGUGUGCUCCCACCUCGCAGUGUUCAACCCAUUGUAUACAGGGAGGGGGUUCAUAUGCAACGAUCAGGCACUCAUGGAGGCGAUGUAGUCAACAUUGUACCGCGGCCACCGCCUACAUUGAUGGAGGAGAGUCAGGGGACCGUUGUUGUGUGUCUAGGCGACGAUCUCCCAGAACGUGAGAUCUCACACACUCCCGCAGCUGAGCAGAGCGCCACAGGCCAUGUCGGCCUCGCAUGCCCCACCGGCAGUCUUCCGGGUACCGGCGAGUUACUGACCAUGGACUCUGCGCUCGUUUCUUUACCGGAUUUGUCGACGUUGAUAUCCCCAGGUCCCCAUGUGUCACCGAGCCUGUCGUCAUGGAGCGUGGAUCGGAUGGGUUUGACGUGGCAGGAGGCGAUAUCGCCGAUAUAAUUACGAGCCCAAUGGUGUCUGCCACGCCCACGAUUUUUCGUGUUGGCAAACCGCGCGAGGUUGCCCUUGGUUUGGCGGAGACGG